This is a messenger RNA of Asterias rubens (European starfish), 1463 nucleotides long. Its product is annotated as hydroxylysine kinase-like. Gene Ontology annotation, molecular function: amino acid kinase activity. The transcript is spliced from 4 exons. NCBI's taxonomy places the organism in Eukaryota, Metazoa, Echinodermata, Asteroidea, Forcipulatida, Asteriidae. The record is from RefSeq and is a predicted model, not a curated record. Bases 150 to 1361 code for a protein of 403 amino acids.
UGUUCCUUAAAGGAAAUUAAGUAAGCCAUCGUUCUUUUUGUUCAAUAAUUAUUGAGUUUGUAAAUUAUUUUUCCAGGGGCGUGGUCAAAGACUGGAUUAUUGAUAUGACACAGAAAUAAUGACUUAAGAUCCACAUUAAGAAAUUAAUAAUGGACACAAAUCUGUAUCUUGGACUUCCUGAAACUAUUGAAAGUUUACCAGACAGCAAUGAGCAGCUUAUUAUCAAACCCUUCCUCACCGAUUCGAUGGCCGGCGAACUUCUCAAAAAGUUAUAUGGCAUGGAAGCCAGUCACACCAAGGAACUUCCCAGCUUCUGUGACCAGAAUUUCCACGUAGGGGUUACCGGGGCCGGAGGCGCGGAAGACGGCGUCCGUGAGUUUGUUCUGAGGUUGAGCAAUACGAACGAUUCGUUGCAUCAGAGAGGGUGCUACGAUGACAUAAUUGGGGUGCUGAGGUAUCUACAACAAGCGGGCGCAUUGGGAAUGUAUCCCGCCCCAGUGAUGAAUCUCCAAGGGGAAUACUUGAGCCUGCAGACGUUCUAUCGUACUAAAGACAAGACGCAUGGUGUCUUCCUUGUGAUGCUAGUUACUUUCAUCCAGGGUGGAAUAUUAUCUGAGGUUGCUCCUUUAUCAAACCAACUCCUGUACAAUGUGGGAAAAGCUUUGGGAAGACUGAAUGCUACAUUGAUGGGGUAUAAAGGUGCAACCAGCAACCUCAAAGCACGUGCAGCAGACAACCGAUUCUGCAUGACUAGUGCAGGCAAUGUGAAACAGUACGUGUGUAGAGAAGCACUUCAGAGCAGACGGAAUCUAGCUAAUACAAUACUGGACCGAUUCAUCAAGGAUGUCAAACCGUUGGAAUAUGACAUGCAAAAAGGAGUGAUCCACGCAGAUGCUAAUCGAGCUAACAUUCUCAUUUCAGAACCCACCAAUCACUCGGAUGCAAUUCCAGACAUUGGCCAAUCAAGAAGCCCUGUUAUCAGUGGUAUUAUUGAUUUUAAUGACAUGUCCUAUGAGUGUCUGGUGUAUGACAUUGCAGGUAGCGUUGUUGAUAUGAUGGUCGGUCGGAAGGAUGACCAACCACUAGAGGGCGCUGGUCACUUCCUGGCUGGUUUUACCUCUGUGGUGCCACUGUCCCCAACAGAAUGGAAUUCGCUGUAUGUCUCAAUAGCCACCAGAUUCGUACAACUUCUUAUCAUGUCUUACGAUGAAUACUGCCAGCAAAUAGACCAACCAGACGAGUACAUCUUGAGAUUUGUCCACGCUGGCGGAUGGGAUGUACUCAGGGAAUUGUGGGAGACGCCACAGCAGCAGGUCGAAGCAAUAUGGGAAAGAAUUAUCCAAGUCUACAACAAUAACUAGUUCCUACACUACGCUUUUGACAAUAAUUGUACCAAUGCACUUUACAUAAGUGCCCUGCAGCCGAUUUCACGAAACGCUAGGAUGAAUCCUAACUCGAGUUAG